GUCACUCCCUACGAUGCAACAAGCGUGCCGAGACUAAAGGAAUAAAGUGCGGAUAAAUCCUAGAAACAGGAGUCAGCUGUUACAAAAAGGCCUUUUUUGAAGCAUCUUGCAAGCAGACAGGAGCCCACGUCCUUGAUGACCCUCAAGAUAUUUGCCAUUUGCCAGCAGCCGUUUUGACAAGAAAGGGGUCUGCAGCCAUCGGCACAGGCUAGAGCAGUAAACAUUGUUUUUAUAUACAAAGUUUGCUGCUCAUGAAGUUUUUCAUGAGACGGAUACAAACAGAGUGAAUCUCAAAUCCCGCCGUCUCGUUCACUGUCACAAACCUACUGACCUAGGUGCGUGGGUGUAACUUCUAUUGCCCCCCCCCCCAACCAGCCACCCACCCACACCCACCCAUCAUCAUCAUGCCUAUCGUGGUGCUCCACCACACUAACCGCUUGCUGUGGGCGCGCGUGGCGGCGCUGCUGUGCACGUGCGUGGCGUUUAGUGUGGCGUCCCACGGCGGGCAACUGGGCGACGGUGGUGGCAUCUACAUCUUCUGCUGGAGCUUCAGCUUCGCCGGCACCUUGCUGGUCCUCCUGGUGGAGAUGUUCGGCCUGCAGACGCGCACCCCGGUCUCCUGGACCAACUUCCCCAUCACCUUCGCAGCCUACGCCUCGCUGCUGUGCCUGUUCGCCUCCAUCGCUUUUCCUCUCAGCUACCUGAGCGGCUACGAUCGGAAGGGCGAGGUGCGGGACCACCGCAUCGCCGCCUGCGUCUUCUCCUGCCUGGCCACGGUGGCGUACCUGGUGGAGGUGAGUCUGGCCCGGGCGCGGCCCGGCGAGGUGGCGGGCUACAUGGCCACCACGCCGGGCCUGCUGAAGGUGUGCGAGACCUUCGUGGCGUGCGUCAUCUUCGUGUUCAUCAGCGACCCGGUGUCGUACGACCGCUACCCGGCGCUCAAGUGGUGCCUGGCAGUCUACUGCAUCUGCUUCGCUCUGUCGGCGGCCAUCGUGGUGCUGUGCGUGGGCGAGUGCACGGGCCUGCUGCCCUUCCCCUUCUCCCGCUUCCUGUCCGUCUACUCCUUCCUGGCCGUGGCAAUGUACCUGACGGCCACCAUCAUCUGGCCCGUGUACCAGUUCGAUAGCCGCUACAGCGGCCAGGCGCACCGGCCAAGCUACUGUGCCAGUAUGAGGUCGGGCAUGUGCCCUUGGGACAAGCUGGUGGGGGUGUCGGUGCUCAGCGGACUGAAUCUGCUGCUCUACCUGGCCGACCUUAGCUACUCCGCACGCCUGGUGUUUGUCUCUGGAUGAGGGCAGAAGAAGGAUAAAAGGAAAAUCAAGUACAUAAUGGUGUUUGUGUGUUUUUUGUUUCAUUUUUUAUUUUUUUGUUUGUUUUGUUUAGUUUUCAUCAACACACCUGAGCUACCCCACAUGCCUCGUGUUUGUCUCGAUGAGGAGAAACAUGCAGAACUGAGUAGGCUACUAAAACAUGUUAUUAUUUUGCAUAGGUUUAUUAUUUGUGGUUUUGCGUUUUGUGUGUGCAUGCUUUUUUCACUACAGGAACAUGUUCAAAGUGACCAAUAGUUCUAGAAGAGGAGAGCCACAAGAAAAAUACUUCUAAAAAUACAAAUAUAGAUUGAUUUUUUUGUGUUUUGCUUUGUUUACCAACAGAAACAUGUUGAAAAGGACCUUAAUAGUAUUGAAAAUACUGUUGCGUUGCGUUUUUUAAAUGUUUUCUCACAAAAGAGCCAGACAUAGUGUAAGCAACGCCAAGACAAUCACUGCCAGUCUUUUCCAGUCUAUUACUUUUACUCAAAUGUUUUGCUCAAAUGCUUUGUUCACUGUCUGAUCAUUAGUGAUGCUGGCAUUACACUUAGCAGAUAUGAGUAGGCCUAUGGAAAGCGGUUUUCAGUUAGAUUACAUAUUUAUUAUGUGGAUACAGUGUGUGUUGGAUACAGUCCCUUGAGCAAUGGGACCAUGUCAGCCAUGUACAACGGUUUAGGAGAGCCUACAAGAUUCUUCUACGCCAUAUUUCUACUUCCCACAAGUACAGGAUUUGAACCCGCAACCUUCCCAUCCUAGAACAUGACUGCCUAGUCACCGUCCAUGUACAGUGUUAAUCUACUGCAUACUGUAAUAGUGUUUAUUGGUGUUAUGUUUGUAAUGAUACAGUAGCCUACAUGUUUUUCUAAUCUAUUUCAGUAUUUUCACGCAGGAAAUCUGUUAGUUUUUAAGGCUGUUGUUACCUGCUAAUUAACGUAAUGCAUAACAAGUAUAUUCCUCAAGAAUUACUGAUAUUAUUAUUUUUCGCAUUGUAUGUGUUUUAUGCUCUCCUGAUUGUAAAAAUGGAGAGCACUUGAUGAGGGCACACAUUUAUUCCCCUAAAUCAUUUUUCAAGCCAAAUCCAAUCUCAGUGCUCAAUUAUGACUGAGACAGUGCAGCAGAGCGCUUGGCAUGGAGCGUUACAAAAAGAAAAACUCCUUCCUGAAGCCUCACAUAGUGGACUUUUACCUCACGCGUAGCAUGUCUGCCUACUGUAUGGAGUUUGCUGUGAGUCUGGGUGUGUGCAGGAUGACCUUGUCAUGUAAAUCACAGGUGGAAACAUUGGAUAGUAAUUCAAUAUGUUACGGUAAAUUUCACAUUGUGUGUUCAUUCCCGCUGCCUUAUCUUCCAGCAUACUUUAUGUGAAUGACUUUGGAGUAUUGAAUGUGCUCUGUUUUCCUAAGAUGAAUAAAAAUUGUGUAUUUUCUGUGUA
This is a messenger RNA of Engraulis encrasicolus (European anchovy), 2736 nucleotides long. RefSeq names its product myeloid associated differentiation marker a (gene myadma). Lineage: Eukaryota; Metazoa; Chordata; Actinopteri; Clupeiformes; Engraulidae. The transcript is spliced from 3 exons. The coding region runs from base 405 to 1292 and encodes 295 amino acids. Gene Ontology annotation, cellular component: membrane. The record is from RefSeq and is a predicted model, not a curated record.